ACAGGUAUGUCAGAUUUGAUGUAACCUUUACAUCGGAUAGAGAUAUCUCUGUACGUACAGCAGUCAUACGCAUAUAAGGUACAUUUGCAAGGUUUCGUUUUGGGGGCGGCCGGUAAAGCGGAGAAGUUGGUCAGGCUGGUUCCACCAACAACAACGACAUUGAUGACCAGUGGGCACGGCGGUGUACUAGGUAAAGUGCAUAUGCAAGUAGUACAUAUGUAAGUUAAAUCUUCCCGGGGGUUUUCAAUCAGUUACCGAAAAUGAUCUGAAGAAGGCUUUGACAUUUCCAGAUAUGUUAAACUAAAUUGCAGGUAGAUUUUGAUUCUCAAGAACUUAUAUAUAUGGCUCUCUCUACUUCCUCAAUAAUAUCCAUCCUCCAUCUCUCAUCUCCCCAACUCCACUGUCUACUACAAUUUUCGCUUUCAAUCUCAAGUCUCUUGAAUAUAUAUACUCACCACGCGCAAAUUCCCUGUGACAACAUCACCAUGUCCAGCCAAACUUCCAACAUUGCCGUACAAGGCUCCGUCACUUCUGGGUAAGUUUAUGCCCUUUCAUUUGUCUUCCUGAGCCCUCUUCUCUUCCAUAUUAUUCCUCCCAUUCCAUUUUUUUCAACCCUCAUCCACUGCCCACUUUCAGCUGUGCAUACUAUCUCUUUUCAUUUUGCUUUGUAUAUGCAUUGCUGUCGUACUGCUGCUUCCUUUCCCGCUUCCUUUCCUCUCUUAAAGCCAGAUCUUUUCUUAUCGGACCAUCUAUCUUAUUUCAUUCUCAGUCCCUACAUCCAUCAUCUGACUCUCAUCCACACUCACUCGUCUUUUGCGCUCUUCUUCUUCAACGGCCACUCGUACCGGUUUUUUAACCACGCUUCUGCCUAUGCCUUCUCUUUAUCUAUGCGACAACUCAUUCUGUCAGACAUCAGUCUCGGAACCUUUCAUCAUUCCUAACACAUGUCAUCCAUUCUUUCUUUCGUAAUGAUCAAUCUUCUCCCUACCUGCACUCAUUCGUCAACCAAUACAUGCUCACAUACCCCUUCACACUCAGUCACAACUACACUUCCACUUCCACUCCUCGAACAUCCAUCAUCGAACAAUCUCGUCUCUCGGCCAACCGCAUCCAAACCUAUCUCAAUCACCCUCAUCACUCUACCACCUAUGCAUCAUCUACCCAAACCCACAAUGACCAAGCAUCAGUCACCCAACACUAUACAACAGCUGCUGCCAAAAGCAUCCAGGAGUUCGAGAAUGCUUUUAACCCCAAGACUCGUGGUCAUUAGCACUCGCCGAAUUGUUUUGGAUUUGGAUUAUGCAUCAUAACAUGUACUCAGACCUUCAUCAAUCAUUCACCAAGCCUACAAUAAUAAAAUAUCGAUCUCCCAACCCUAUGCGACCGCUGCUGCCUGCCGAGAACGUCUAGGAGUUCGAUGAUGCUUUUCAUUAGCACUUGCCAAAUGGUCUGGGCUUGGGUUUACUCGAUUAGGGAUAUCACAUGGGCAUUAGGGAGGUGACUUUGAUGACUCGCGACAAAGGUGUUCGAGUUUUAGAUUUCGGGGUUUAUGGGAUAGAUGAGGAAAGGAAAUUUAAAUGGAUUGGAUACAGGAACGGUAUAUAACGACCGGAUAAACUUAUGAGCGAAGCGAAGGAGUUGAUGUACCUA
This is a messenger RNA of Sclerotinia trifoliorum, 1650 nucleotides long. The record is from the annotation of a GenBank genome assembly. Lineage: Eukaryota; Fungi; Ascomycota; Leotiomycetes; Helotiales; Sclerotiniaceae.